CCAAUCCAAUUUUCCUCCUCCUCCUCCGAACCUCCACCGAUCCCGCCGGCGAUAGUACGAUACCGUCGCAAUCGCCAGUCCAGACGAGCCGAGCCGGCAGCGAGGCCGAUCCGUCGCGGCGCGCAAAUGGGAGUUGGGCGCGGGCGGUGGUGAUGGGCGCGGCGAGCUCGAGGCUGGAGAAGGCGCUGGGCGAGCAGUUCCCCGAGGGCGAGCGCUACUUCGGACUCGAGAACUUCGGAAACACCUGCUACUGCAACAGCGUCCUCCAGGCACUUUACUUCUGUGUUCCUUUCCGCGAGCAAUUGCUGGAGUACUAUGCGAACAAUAAGAGCGCCGGAGAUGGUGAAGAGAACAUGUUAACCUGCUUGGCUGACCUCUUCUCUCAGAUAAGCAGCCAGAAGAAGAAAACGGGUGUUAUUGCUCCGAAGCGGUUUAUACAACGGCUGAAGAAACAGAAUGAGCUUUUCCGCAGCUAUAUGCACCAGGAUGCUCAUGAGUUUCUGAAUUUUUUGCUUAAUGAGCUAGUUGACAUUCUUGAGAAAGAAUGUAAAGCUGCUAAAGAACUGGCUCAAAAUUCCUCCUCGAAUAAGAAUUUGAAUGGUCCUAUUAAUAAUGGUCAAGCAAAUGGUAGUCGUAAAGAACCGGAUACUACAUGGGUCCACAAAUGCUUCCAGGGAAUAUUGACUAAUCAAACAAAAUGUUUGAGAUGUGAAACAGUCACUGAUAGGGAUGAAACAUUUCUUGACCUUAGUCUGGAUAUAGAACAGAAUAGUUCAAUCACCAGCUGCCUUAAAAACUUCAGUUCAACAGAAACUUUGAACGCUGAGGAUAAAUUUUUCUGUGACAAAUGCUGCAGUUUACAAGAAGCGCAGAAAAGAAUGAAGAUAAAGAAACCACCAAACAUCCUGGUAAUCCAUCUCAAGCGCUUCAAGUACAUCGAACAGCUUGGCCGCUAUAAAAAGCUAUCAUAUCGAGUUGUUUUCCCACUGGAGCUUAAACUCAUCAACACUGUUGACAAUUCAGACUUGGAAUAUUCUCUCUUUGCUGUACUUGUUCAUGUCGGAAGUGGGCCAAAUCAUGGCCACUACAUCAGCUUGGUAAAGAGCCACAACCACUGGUUAUUCUUCGAUGACGAGAAUGUUGAGAUGACUGAUGAGUCCAUGGUACAGACAUUCUUUGGCUCAGCACAAGAGUUCAGUGGUAAUACCGACAACGGCUACAUACUCUUCUACGAAAGCCUUGCUAAAACAAGCUGAUUCCUUCCACAUAUCUCGUGAUUAGUUAACACAGUUUUCCUUUUGCCAUCAUGCCUUCUUGCUCUGGGCUAUAUAGAAGAAUCGGUAAGUUAGAAUAAGUUGAACGCAAGGCCAUUCAACUUUAGAUGCUAUGGUGUAAUCGGUAUUUAGCAAUAAACUGUGAUGAGUUUUCUGGGGACUACUAUAGCCGCAGAAACAUACAGUUUUCUUGUUGUUUUCCAUAUUUUGGUUAUGGCACAAGUUUCUAUCACUCGUGGAAUAAAUGUAUGGUGAAGUUGUCAUGUAAAGAGAGAUGCUUGCAUCUUGAAGCCUUUGGGCUUUUUGAGGAAAAUUUUGGUUGAUAGA
Lolium rigidum is the source of this 1601-nucleotide messenger RNA. RefSeq names its product ubiquitin carboxyl-terminal hydrolase 3-like. The record is from RefSeq and is a predicted model, not a curated record. The coding region runs from base 153 to 1256 and encodes 367 amino acids. Gene Ontology annotation, biological process: protein deubiquitination. Gene Ontology annotation, cellular component: nucleus; cytosol. NCBI's taxonomy places the organism in Eukaryota, Viridiplantae, Streptophyta, Magnoliopsida, Poales, Poaceae. Gene Ontology annotation, molecular function: cysteine-type deubiquitinase activity; cysteine-type endopeptidase activity. The transcript has 6 exons.